CUCAUCAGCCGCCUAAGCUCCGACCAAGCUCUACCAUCAAACAAGCAACUUCAAUCCCAGUACCCCAAACACCACCAUCAAUAUGUUCAAGCGAAUCUUCGGCGAGCACGGCGCAAAGAACGUCGUAACCCUCUUCCACAAACCCUCCUCGCAGGCCUCUCUGCGAGCUCACACCAUCCUCAAGCAAGCCAACGCGCAAUCCGUUGCAACUGCCACCGAAGACCAAGCCAGCAGUCACGAUGCCCAGAACAAGGCCGAGCGCACAGAGUUCGAGCUCGAUGUCACAGAGGCACCGCCCACGGCCGACCAGCUCAAGAAUAUCUUGGAGUACCUGGGUGGACCGAGUGCGGUCGGACGCAUCAUUGAGGGAGCCAAGGACGAGACAGAUGCGUUGAGGAGGCUGAAGGCGGAUGGGGAGACGUUCAAGAGGCCGCUGGUUGUAGACUGGAAUCAGGGAAAGGCUGUUGCUGGCGACAGCGAAUCUGAGAUCCUGAGCCUGCUCAAGGGCAUCUCGGCUGAGAAGAAGUAGGAGGUUGAGCGUUGCAUGUAGCACAAAAGACACCUGACACAAGGUCUGUCAUCUAGAUUUCUUGAACCGCUGUCUCGUGUUGCUUCAUUCGAUAACUUUCACAUCGAACAUGCAAGGACCCUCACCGCUGCUCCGUGCAUAAGCACUGACGUGCGGGCGACGGGUACCUGCAGGAACCUUAGGUGGCUUCCUUUCACGCCAGUCCCUAGAGAGGACGGUAGAUUUUCCUGUCUCGCACGCUUUGUUUGUCUAGUUCACCGCCGCCCGCGUCUUCGUCCUGUUUGUUUUGUCUCAAUUCCUUAAUGGCAGCUCUUUCGUGCGCAAUGUCUACAGGUGCUGGCUCCUCCAUCAC
Didymella exigua CBS 183.55 is the source of this 881-nucleotide messenger RNA. RefSeq lists its product as uncharacterized. The coding region runs from base 83 to 529 and encodes 148 amino acids. The transcript is spliced from 3 exons. The record is from RefSeq and is a predicted model, not a curated record. NCBI's taxonomy places the organism in Eukaryota, Fungi, Ascomycota, Dothideomycetes, Pleosporales, Didymellaceae. Gene Ontology annotation, cellular component: mitochondrion. Gene Ontology annotation, molecular function: oxidoreductase activity.